CACACCAGCUGUCUGUCUCUGUCCUGCUGUUGGUUCACAGAAACAGCUCAGAGUGAGCCCUCCUGCUCUCUCUCCUCUCUCUGUGUCUCAUAGUAACGGUCACCUGCAGAAACACACCGGGACUCACCGAGCUCACACCGACCGACCGACAGACCGCCCGCCGGACUCCAGGACACCGAACCCCGCUCCGCACCGCGCGGCUCCCCGUUGCUGAUCAAACCCGACCAAUCGAUAUCGGGAUCGGUCGACUGCGAUGUCCGCCGCGGUGGAUCAGAACCGGCGCGUGGCCUGCGGCGAGAUCAGAGGCACCGAAGCCGCGAAGGAUGACAUCAGCGUGUGAAACUCCCGAUCCUCCCCGCGUGAGCUGAUCGAUCAUUUAUUUAUCAGGUGUCCCAGGUGUCCCUGCAGGUGUCCCAGGUGUCCCAGGUGUCCCUGCAGGUGUCCCAGCAUGCUGCCGGCCUCCAUCCAGAUCACGGGCGAGCAGCUGUCGGCGGCUGAGGUUCAGGACAUCUGUGAGAGUCUGAAGGAGGACAGCGUCCGGCUGCUGUCCGUCCGCGGCUGCCAGCUCUCUGACCGGGACUUUGGACGCGUCUGCCGCAGCGUGGCGGAGUCUCGCUCGCUCGCUCAGCUCAACCUGAACCUGGGCGUGGUGUCCAGCAUCAGCCGCACCCGACACCUGGCCGACGCCUUGAAGACCAACCGCUCCCUGCAGACGCUGUUUCUCCAUGGAAACCCUCUGUUGGAUGCCGGCCUGGUGACCCUGAACGCGGCCCUGACAACCCACCCGGCGCUGGUCUGUCUGGAUCUGGGAGACUGCAUGCUGGGAGACGAAGCGCUGCGUCUGAUCUGUGGGAUGCUGCCACCUGACGGAGCCAAGUCAGGUCUGAGGGAGCUGACGCUGAGCGCUAACCCAGGAAUCAGCUCCAAAGGCUGGGCUCGACUCGCCAUCGCUGUGGCUCACAGCUCGCAGCUCCGAGUGCUCAACCUGGACUACAACCCGCUGGGUGAUCAGAUUGCAGGGAUGCUGGCGGUUGCCGUGGCGUCCAGUAGAACCCUGGAGGCACUGGACCUGGAGGGUACCGGACUCACCAACCAGUCAGCACAGGUGUUCUUGGACAUGGUGGAGAACUACCCGACCAGCCUGCGGGUUCUGGUUCUGUCGGAGAACGACAUCAGUCCUGAGCUGCAGCAGCAGAUCUGCGACCUGCUGUCUGAAGCAGAGGACGAAGACGACAGAGAGGCCCCGCCCCUCCAGCCAGGCCCCGCCUCCAGCAGCGCCCUGCUGCCAAUCAGAGACAAGUAUCACCCAAUGAGAGACAAGUACCAACCAAUCAGGAACAAGUACCAGCCCCCCGCCUGGCUCCCCCACAGCAACUCCAGCCCCCAGAUGGUCUUGCUGACAUCAGGUCUAGGUGAGAGCUUAUUGGCUGAGACUGAGAUGUGACCCCUCCCACAAACACCCACACUUCCUGUUCACCUUUUAAAUGAUUUUUUUCUUUUGGUUUGGUCUGAAUGUUCCUGGUUUAUUUCUCUGCACUGCACUUCUCUGGGUUGUCAGAUCACCUGAUGGCUGGCAGCCAAUCACAUGCUCUGCAUGGUUUGAUGUAGCACCUGUACAUAGACGAGAACAGAGCGACACAAAACCUUAACACACCAAGUGACUUCUACACAGACAGGUGUUUGUUCAGCAGUGUGUUUCUGAUGAAUGUUGGUUUGUUCUGCUGCUCUGAUGUCACAAUAAUAAAACUGUUUACAGCUUCGUACAAAC
Molecule: messenger RNA, 1768 nt
Organism: Thunnus maccoyii (southern bluefin tuna)
Lineage: Eukaryota; Metazoa; Chordata; Actinopteri; Scombriformes; Scombridae
Gene: lrrc73
Product: leucine rich repeat containing 73
Exons: 7
Coding region: 449-1444 (331 amino acids)
Molecular function (GO): protein binding
Source: RefSeq, a predicted model, not a curated record